This is a messenger RNA of Pteropus alecto (black flying fox), 500 nucleotides long. It is a transcript of the gene EREG, whose product is annotated as epiregulin. Lineage: Eukaryota; Metazoa; Chordata; Mammalia; Chiroptera; Pteropodidae. The transcript is spliced from 5 exons. Bases 9 to 500 code for a protein of 163 amino acids. The record is from RefSeq and is a predicted model, not a curated record. Gene Ontology annotation, biological process: positive regulation of cell population proliferation; positive regulation of mitotic nuclear division; epidermal growth factor receptor signaling pathway.
GGAGGAGGAUGGAGCCGCACCUCGCCCGCCAGGGUCCCGCCCUGCUGCUCUGCCUGGGUUUCCAUCUUCUCCAAGCAGUUCUCAGUGCAACUGUGAUUCCUUCAUGUAUCCCAGGAGAAUCUGAAGAUAACUGCACAGCUUUAGUUCAGACAGAAAACAACCCACGUGUGGCUCCAAUGUUGAUAACAAAGUGUAACUCUGACCAUAAUGGCUACUGUUUGCAUGGACAGUGCAUCUACCUGGUGGGCAUGAGUAAAAAUUACUGCAGGUGUGAAGUGGGUUAUGCUGGAGUCCGAUGUGAGCACUUCUUUUUGACUGUCCAACAACCCUUGAGCGAAGAAUAUGUGGCUUUGUCUGUGAUUCUUAUUGUCUUGUUUCUUCUCACAGUUGCCGGUUUCAUUUACUAUUUCUGCAGAUGGUACAAAAAUAAAAAAAGUAAAGAAUCAAAGAAGGAAUAUGAAAGGGUGACCUCAGAGGAUCUGGCGUUGCCACAAGUCUGA